Messenger RNA from Pseudocercospora fijiensis CIRAD86, 1170 nucleotides. RefSeq lists its product as uncharacterized. The record is from RefSeq and is a predicted model, not a curated record. The coding region runs from base 1 to 1170 and encodes 389 amino acids. The transcript is spliced from 4 exons. NCBI's taxonomy places the organism in Eukaryota, Fungi, Ascomycota, Dothideomycetes, Mycosphaerellales, Mycosphaerellaceae.
AUGGCCGAGCCAGACCUCUUCUACAUGAGCGGCGAAGUGCGCACCUUCAUCAACAACAUAUGGCCAUCCCAAGCUCCCAAGUCGGACCUCGAUCUGGAACACUUCCUUCGUCGCCUGCUGAAGUUCGAGGAGAACGACCUCCCAGAAUCGACCAUCGAUCCCAAGGCGGCGUUGAAGUAUCCAGACCCGGAUGACAUCUCGCCAGCGCCAGCAUCACCACCAGCGCCGGCAUCACCACCAGCGCCAUCAUCACCACCAGCGCCAGCGCAGCCCCCAGCCAAGCCCUCAUCAGAAGCAUCCUCAAAGCCAUCUGGGCCGCCCAAGUCAUCGGGCCAGUCCCAGAUCAAAGCUUGGUUCAAGCCAUCUGGUCAAUCUCAACUCGAUGCUUCCACCAAGCCGUCGAGCCCUGCUGCCCGGGCACCUCCGCAUUCGCAGCUAUUGCCGGUUCCUGAUGUGCUGCUCCCAAAGCUUUCCCGACUACCGAAGCCAGCCGGUCCACCACCGAAUGAUCGAGAGGAAUACAAUUCUCCACCUCAUCAGCAGCACCACGCCGGACCGGAGACAGCACCUGUCCCAGACCAACCUCACUACCCACCUGGCAGAUUUCCGGACACACCGGAGAAUGUCCCAUUCAAGUCUUCUUAUGGUCCUGGAGGCUUUCCCGUCUCAGCUGGUAGACCAGCUCGAACUUCUCCCGCCUCGACCGACGCCGAUCCAGCCACGCCUUCCCAUCCUCUUACGUCUGUCGCCUGGGCCAAUUUUCGACCUCGCGAUUUGAUCCCACCGCCGUCUCCAGCUGGCUCCGAAGAGACCUCGCCGAUGUUCUCACAUCGAGCACCGCACACUAGUUGUCGCCAACAGAACUUCACGCGCAUGCCAUUCGACCCAGCUCCAGUCUUCGACUUAGGAGCGAAUGCGUCUGGCCUAUCUCACCCAUCGGCUACACCACCGCGUGACGAGCAGCACACACAGAGCCGCGCUUACUCGCAGACCAACGCAGAGAUUGCACCUCGCCCAACUCGCCCAUACCAUCCUGCACGUUUCGAGCUCCACGACGACAUCGCCGGUGCGCCAGGCAUGCCGAGCCUUCGUCAUCUCGCCUCCGCCUUCGUCGACAUGGAUCUGAGCAGCAGCAAGAGCAAGGGCAAGGGCAAGGGCAGGAUGGAGUAA